AUGUCGCUUCCCCUACCUGUCGUCUGCUGCGAAUUCGGCACCGGUCCCUGCGGCUGCAAAGUUGUCGGCCCAACCCUCGGCUUCCUCUUCGCCUGCAUAGCGGCGAUCCCGUUCUGGCUCGCCGGCGCUGUGCUGUGGAUCGGCGUUCAUUACGCCGUCGAGAGUUUGGGCGGGGACCGCGGGUUGUAUACCGUUUUAGCGAACGUGGGGUGGGUUGGGAGGUUGAGUAGGAAACGCAUCAGACGUGGACGCCGCGUUUACAUCGAGGUGUUGGGAUGCAGCGAUGGGCAUUUUUGGGGAGCAAGGAUUUGUAAAUGGAUCAGCAAUGCUUCGGAUCGUCAAGGCCCUUGGCCAUGUACAUGUAGGGCAAAAUAG
This is a messenger RNA of Fimicolochytrium jonesii, 375 nucleotides long. RefSeq lists its product as uncharacterized. NCBI's taxonomy places the organism in Eukaryota, Fungi, Chytridiomycota, Chytridiomycetes, Spizellomycetales, Powellomycetaceae. Bases 1 to 375 code for a protein of 124 amino acids. The record is from RefSeq and is a predicted model, not a curated record. The transcript has 3 exons.